GACUCCCCAGCACUGUGGGAGCUGGUGGAGGAGCAUGUGCCACUCCCCGAGCGGCCUGAAGUGAAGAAGAUUCUGGGAGAGGCAGCAGUGGACCUGAGCCUGGAGUUGCGAGAGGAGUGGCAAGGUACCCCAGCUCUCCUUACAGGUGGCGAUGCUAAAGGCACUGCUCCAAGAGAUCAAGUCCUCUCAAGUUUCCAACUCUGACUCUCCCUCCCUACUGGCACCACCCCCCCUCUUGAGGGACCUCAUGCGCCAAGAACUCCGACAGUUACUCCAAGGCCUCCGCCUUAAGGCUAUCAGUGAGGGCAGGGACCAGACCGAGAUAUGGGCCCAGUAUAGUCCCAGGGUCCUUCGCUUUGCCUUAGAGGAGCCCGGGUGUGACUCAACACAACAGGAACUAUUCCCGACGAGAGCUGGUGAGCCCAGGACUAGAAUGAGCAACACAGACAGGGUGAUGCUAACCUCACCUGUCAGCAGCUGUCCCAGGGACCUCACUGUCAUCAAGGACCAACUGAAUGUGUCUAACAUUGACCAGGUUGUCAGACACCUGAGAAGCCUCCUGGAUGAGGAGUGUCACAUGUUGCAGAAAGAGAUCUCUGACCUGCAGCACUGUUUGGAAAUGGAGCAGAUGCAGGCUUGCCAGCCCUCCAAGGACACCCAAAUGCCCACCCUGGGAGAAAUAAAGGAUCAGAAGAAGGCCAUGGAACGGGAACUACAGGUCUCUCUGGGGCCUGCCUGUACCACUGCCAAGCACAGGCAGAAGCCUUUGAGGUCAUCCAUUCCCGGCCUUAGACCCUUCCCCUGUCUCCAUGGCUACAUGCCUACACCUCCUUCGGAGCACUGCCCCCACCCUCAAGGUCAGGCAAGCACCCGCCGCUGGGGACGGCAACUUCGGUACAGCUAUUGCAAAGAUACAACUUCCACAUCAGUUUCCAGUGCAGCAUCCCAGGCACCGACCUGAAGGAAGGGUUGCUCACAAAACAGGUUUCUGCUUCUGCUGAGACUCGCCCAUCUGUUGUUGCCUCCAGCUGCCACAGCUCCGUUUCUGCUUCAUUCUCAGAUGAGCUCACAUGUCCCACCCCCUAUUACCUCCCCCAAGCUGUGUGUUGGUCUGGUCCCAACCUCCCUGUCAGGUCAUUGCUAUCUAGAGUGGCAGGACACCUGUUCUAACCAUCAAAGCCUUUGGUCCCUUCUCCACCACAGAAGCCUCCGCAGAGGCUUGGAGGACAGAGGUCCCAUCCCAGCUUGACUUUUGUCCCCUAGGGACCCAGACAAAGCACAUCAGCACCUCAGAGACAGGAAUAGAAAUUUCAUUAAAACC
Messenger RNA from Mastomys coucha (southern multimammate mouse), 1321 nucleotides. It is a transcript of the gene Ccdc24, whose product is annotated as coiled-coil domain containing 24. The coding region runs from base 152 to 961 and encodes 269 amino acids. The transcript is spliced from 8 exons. NCBI's taxonomy places the organism in Eukaryota, Metazoa, Chordata, Mammalia, Rodentia, Muridae. The record is from RefSeq and is a predicted model, not a curated record.